This is a messenger RNA of Clonostachys solani, 351 nucleotides long. NCBI's taxonomy places the organism in Eukaryota, Fungi, Ascomycota, Sordariomycetes, Hypocreales, Bionectriaceae. The record is from the annotation of a GenBank genome assembly.
AUGAACGGAGAGCCUGCAGAGAAGCCUGUCGGGGUGUGUGGUUGGGGGCAGUGGAUGGUGCACGCGCUGGAGCCGAGGGCAGGCGAUGAGAUGGUGGUGGUGACCGAGCGACCAGCCCAGGAGAGCCCAGGAUUGGUCGAGAGGCCCCGGAAAUGCACCGGCCCUGUGAUCUGGCUGCUGCUGCUCCUGCUUCCAAGGACUGUCCCAGGCGAGGGCCGCAGACUGGUUCCAGGGGCCAAGCGAACCCGAGGUGGGAGAGGGGCAAUUGGCAGAAUUGAGUUCGAGAGCAAGCAGACAGCCAGCGGGGCACCGAAUGACAGCCAAGCCAGACCAAGCGAAGCGCAGAUGUAG